CGUAGCCUUGAUUUCCGGCAACAUUGUCGAACAACGUUUUUCAACUUACUCGUACAUUGGUAGAGUUCAGUUUAGGUGCCCCCACUUUAGGAAUCGCAAUCUGUUUGCUUAGCCAGUAAGUUUAUUUUGCCGGCAUUAUUAUGCCCUAAUGCUGAUUAGAAUAUUUUCGUUGUCUAACUGAUCGAAUACAUUUUUGAGAAUUUCGCUGCUGACGCUACGGCAGGGUGAAGUCACGACUGGCUGCCAGCAAAAGGGAAGUACCGCACCUGAACUUACAAUUGUUAGUUAAGAAUUUUUAUAAUUCCCCGUUGGAAGUUGCAAAAACUUUAUAGCAGCGCUCCCGUUUGGAAUGACAUUAGACGCUAUUCUAAAUACAUUACCAAUUCUGGGGUCGUACUGACCAAAUUUUACACCAAUACGUUCCCCGAAAAGCGUUUGUUUGUCAUUCGUCCCGAGACGCGGCAACUUGGUUGGACUACGCAUUUGCAGUAUUGCCAUCAGCAGCCUCUCGAAGACUUCGUGGAUAUUCGUAACAUCAAAGAUGUUCGCAAAGACCGAAUAUCCCGGGAAUUUGAGCAAUCAGCUGCGUAUGCUACGCAGUAUUUGCAUACUGUGGUGGUGCACUAUGGAGCCGAGUUUUGUCUAAAUACCCUCAGCUGUGCUGGCGAAUCCAUGGAGACCAUUGAUGACUUUGUUAAAAUUUUACUGGCUUUGGUGGAGAUGUGUCAGCGGUCAAGAAAUCUGCCAUACAGCAUACAUCUGGAAAGGUGGCUUCGCAAAGAAUGCAAUCAUCUGAGCCGCCGAACAUGUAUCAGUUUUGCCGAACUCAGAAAUUUCCUGUACCGUGCCAACUACAGAUCGUUGAGCGGAGGUACUCUGGAAUAUCUUUUUGCGGAAAUGGAUGUUAGCCGUCGCGGGGAACUUGAUUUCCAGGGCAUUCUCGCCAUAUAUCGCCACCUCUUGACCGUGGAACAGGUUUUUGUGAUUUGUUUUGGAGCUUGCUCGAGCAACCGACAAACCGUUAAGCACAAAGAAUUUCAGCGCUUCCUGCUUAAUGAACAGCACGAAGCCUGGGCGAAACAGCACAUCAAAGUGUCGGAAGUUAUGGACCAAUUUCUACAUGCAAGCCGCCGAAUUUCCCAUGCCGGACCCAUGACUUUUACCCAAACAGAGGCUCUGGAUUAUCUGUUUUCGAGGCAAAAUACAAUCUGGGAUGUAAGCUAUGAUCGCAUUUAUCAGGACAUGGACCAGCCGCUGACAUGCUACUGGAUUAAUUCGUCCCAUAACACAUACCUCACCGGAAAUUCCUUAACAAGUGAUUCGGAAGCGGCAGCGUAUGCGCGAUGCUUGCGGAUGGGUUGUCGCUGCAUAGAGCUGGACACAUUUGACGGACCGAACAAUGAGACGUGGAUCUACCACGGUGGCACACUUACCUCCCGGGUACGAUUCUACGACGUUGUGGAGUGCAUACGCGAUCAUGCCUUUAUAUCUUCUGACUAUCCUGUGAUAUUGUCCAUCGAAGACCACUGCUCGCUACUCCAACAGCGUAGAAUGGCACACAUUUUUCGCAGUGUACUGGGAGAUCUUCUUCUUACUGAAGCCAUUGACCCUGAAGAAAGGCAGAUGCCGUCGCCUAAUCAACUAAAGCGAAAAAUCAUAAUUAAGCACAAGAAGAUCCGGAAAAACGUGGAAACCAAAGAACGCAUUCCGGUUGACUCGCCAGGAAACGAUCAUGUUCUCCGUCGGCUGGAGUCGUUGGAUGACACCUGCUACGGCAGCGGUAUAAUGUUUCUGCAAGACCAGAACAGCGACGGAUGGACUCCGCAUUUCUUCGUCUUGACAGCCACAAAUUUAUCUUUUAUGGAACAACCAGCAGAUGCCGAUGAUGGUCUUCACGCAAAGACUCGGUUCUCUCGUGAAUCUGUUACAACUGCGCCAUAUUUCGCAACGAAUUCACAUGUGGAUCAACCGUGGUUUCAUGGCAGACUUCGUGGAGAAAAGGCUAAGGAGAUGAUUUUAUCUUCUGCACAUUUGGGAGAUGGGACGUUCCUCAUACGCGAUAAUACAACUUACAUGGGGGAUUAUAUGCUGUCGUUUUUUAAUAAAGGUCAGGUCUGUCAUUGCCGCAUCCAUUACAAACCAUUGACAGUGCCAAGCUCUACUCUGACCUCAAGCGUACCUGUGACGGGAUCUGGUUGUGCGAAAGAAACCAACAAAGUUGACAUCGAUCGUGUGCUGACUUCACGACGCUCAGCAAAAUAUCAGUAUUUUUUAGUGGAAACGAAAACUUUCGACAAUCUUUGCGAUUUUGUUACAUUCUACAUGAAGUACGCAAUUCCAUGUGGAGAAAAAGGUGUCGUUCUGUGUGGAUACGUUUCCAGAACCCAAAUCUGUAGGGAUAUAAACAGCUGGCAACAUGGCGAAACGGUUCCCGAUUCAUGUGAAGCGCUACUCACGUAUACAGCUCAAAAGCCGGAUGAGUUGUCGUUUCCUAAAGGAGCCAUCAUUACCAAUGUUAAGAAAGUCGAAGGCGAAUGGUGGAUUGGCGAUUACAACGGCACGGCGCAGCGAUGGUUUCCUUCUGGUUACGUGCGCGAUAUAACCGAAGUUGUCGCCGAUCAACAACGCAGUCAGUACAUCUCUUACGGCAGGGAUGCCAUUUUUGGCGUACAGCAGAAAGGAUCGUUCGAUGUGAAGGACUGUAUAGUCCAAGAAGUGCCUGAAGGCUUCAACGGGAAACCCUUCGUUUUCCGACUGACCAUCUCCCCCAACGGGCCUAGACCGGAUGUCGUUAAUUUGGCUUGUGGUACUGCCGAGGACAUGGAGAAUUGGACAAGGGUUAUCAGACUUGGCGUGGAUCUACUUAAUGAACAACGUCGGCUGAUACAUGAUCAAGAGGCCAAGUUCAACUGUGCACGAGAACUGUCUGAUUUGAUCGUCUACUGUCAGUCUACAAAAUCUAAUGUUCCUUUUGAUCAGCAGAGUGCGGAUGUGGAUUUUCGCUGCAUGCGGUCAUUCUCUGAAAUUCAGGCAGAGAAAUGGCUAACACCAGGAAAUUGCAAGGCAUUUUUGCGGUACAAUCAGACUUGCUUCAGCCGGAUUUAUCCCAUGGGGGCCAGGGUUGAUUCUUCUAACUAUGAUCCAACACGACUGUGGAACUGCGGAUCCCAGAUGGUGGCUUUAAAUUUUCAAACCGCAGAUGCACCUUUGCAUUUGAAUCAAGGGAGAUUCAUGCAGAAUGGAGGAUGCGGAUAUGUCCUGAAGCCGGGCUUCCUGCAUAGCGAAGACUAUGAUCCUUGCGAAGCAAAGACACUGAAGGGCGUUGUCGAGCCAAUCGUUCUUUGUGUCACGAUAAUUGCUGGUCGCCAGCUCCUAAAAUCUGGAAAGGGUAUCUCUAGUCCUGCAGUACAAGUGGAAGUUACUGGUGCCGAUUACGACUGCAAAAAAUUCCGAACCAAGGCCAGCGACAAUGGCUUCCGUCCGGUAUGGAACGAGACUUGCGAGUUUGAUAUCCAUAAUCCAGAUCUGGCACUAAUUCGUUUCGUCGCUCUGGACACGAAUGUUAUAUUUAGCGACCACAAUCUUGCUGCAAUGGGGCAAGCUGCCUUUCCUGUGCGGUGUAUUCGAAAAGGAUACCGAUCAGUACCGUUGAAGAAUGGAUGGGGUGAAGAACUGGAACUGUCUACGCUGCUAGUGCGCAUUGAGAUAAAAAAUCUUUCUGAAAGUAACAAAGAUUUCACGGAAAUACACAAGCUUCGCCAAGAAGAGCGCUACUUAAGCCGACAGAUAGAAAUCAAAGAAGUGGAACAUUUGGGUCAAGAAGUUAAAGAACUCGAAACCAAACUGCGGCAGAUUAAAAGUCUGUUAUCGUUCAAAUCGAAGGAGUGUUUAUCGAAAUCAAACGAUCGUGGCUCUACCAAGAAACCGCUCCUUAGACGACUGAGCAGUGCGACUUCCGGUAUCAGAAGACUUUUCUCGCCAUUUCAAGACGAAAGCGUAGCAAACGUAACCAUCGAAGCGAAUGCUACUUCAGCCUUAAGAACUGACUGCGCAAGCGAAUAAGGGAGCCAUGGAGAAGUUUUAUUGUUUAUGACAGUUCUACAGAAACAUUUAUAAGUACGAAUCUGAACGUGUAUACGAGAGUGUAAACAGCAGUCUCAGUGUGUUAUCGUACUCAUUAUCAUUUACAAGGUACUCAAUAAUUCAAAGAGAAUAUGAUGUCGAUUAAAAUUACUCUAAUAAAAGUAGUAACAAUAAAUAAUAAAAAGUAU
Messenger RNA from Paramacrobiotus metropolitanus, 4271 nucleotides. Its product is annotated as 1-phosphatidylinositol 4,5-bisphosphate phosphodiesterase gamma-1-like. The record is from RefSeq and is a predicted model, not a curated record. Gene Ontology annotation, molecular function: protein binding; phosphatidylinositol-4,5-bisphosphate phospholipase C activity. Gene Ontology annotation, biological process: positive regulation of epithelial cell migration; lipid metabolic process; phosphatidylinositol-mediated signaling. Lineage: Eukaryota; Metazoa; Tardigrada; Eutardigrada; Parachela; Macrobiotidae.